Messenger RNA from Penaeus vannamei (Pacific white shrimp), 1301 nucleotides. The record is from RefSeq and is a predicted model, not a curated record. Lineage: Eukaryota; Metazoa; Arthropoda; Malacostraca; Decapoda; Penaeidae.
UCCCGCCCCAGACCAUGGCUCGCUCCGUUGGUCCCGAAGACGUGGUGGUUCCCUUCGAUUCGCUCAUGAAGGGGCCACUCACCAUCGACCAGGACGACCCGAGGCUCAUCCAGAGAAUCAAGGCCCAGUACCUGCACCCGCCCUCUGACCUUCCUUACAUGCUCGCCAACAAAGCCAAGGAUGACCCGUCGAUGGGGCAGUCAAAGAAAAUACGCGAGAUCUUGGGAGAGAAGACAGACGGUUUCUUCAUCGAGUGCGGAGCGUUAGACGGCGAAACGCGAUCGAACACCUUGGUCUUCGAGAAGCGCUACGGCUGGAAGGGAGUCCUGAUUGAAGGGGAUCCGAAGAACUUCAAUUUGAUGAAAGAAAAGCAUCGCAAAGCGUGGUCCGUCAACGCCUGUUUGAGCACCCAUCCUUAUCCUAAUACUGUCAUGUUCAAACAAAGCUUCAACAUUGGGAAGAUCAGUUCGUUGGAGACUGGCCACGAGCACAGGGGAUUUGCCGAGGUCCAGUGCCUGCCUUUGUAUUCGAUCCUCCUCGCCCUCAACACCACCAAGGUCGACUAUUUCAGCCUCGACGUCGAAGGAGCUGAACUCGACGUCUUGCGCACCAUUCCGUGGGAUAAAGUCGACAUUACGACGCUCUCGGUAGAAUUCAUCCACGACAAGGAGGGCAAAGACGCCAUCAAGUGGUACAUGGAAGGCAACGGUUACAAGGUGUACUCCGAAGUCACUCAUCCGGGUAGUCUGGCCAACGACUUCAUCUUCGUGAAAAAAGAUUUCCAGGGCAACAAUGUUCAAAGUUAACAAGUGGAACGUUAUUGGUACUUUUUUCAAGGAUUCCCCUUUCGUUUCAUUUUUUUGGUGCGUUGCAUUGUGUAAUGAUUUUGUUGUAUUGUGUGAAGAUUUUUUUUUAAUCUAGAUCGAACGCGUCAACAGCGAUACAUUGGAUUCGUAAACAAGACUUUGAAUAGAAUAUCAAGAUAGUGAACUCGGAAGGAUGUGAACGCUGUUAUGUGGAUAUAUAUGUUUUUUUUGUGUGUUUUUUUGAGUGUUUGUUUUGGAGAGUGUGUGACGGGCAAUUUGCAAAGGGUGUGGACUUAUUAUUAUCUCUCUUCCUUGUUCUCUUCCACAUAUUGGUUGGUAAAUCUACCUGUUAAGUCAGUUGGCUAAUUUGUGUGUUUAUGUUAUUCAAAGAAACAGAAGAACCAUGUGAGUUAAGUCGAUGUUAUAGCAGUAUUAGUGAAUGUAAAAAUGAAAUGACUUUUAUUAUAUGUGUAUAUAUACAUACAUAUGUAUAUA